Molecule: messenger RNA, 2427 nt
Organism: Polypterus senegalus (gray bichir)
Lineage: Eukaryota; Metazoa; Chordata; Cladistia; Polypteriformes; Polypteridae
Gene: dmtn
Product: dematin actin binding protein
Exons: 18
Coding region: 424-1659 (411 amino acids)
Biological process (GO): actin filament bundle assembly; cytoskeleton organization; lamellipodium assembly
Cellular component (GO): actin cytoskeleton; plasma membrane
Molecular function (GO): actin filament binding
Source: RefSeq, a predicted model, not a curated record
AGCCAGCUGUGCGCGCUGCACAGUGGUGUCGCACGCGGCCGGUCCGUCAGGCCAGGAGUGUCCGCGAGCCAGCGCGCAAGCCGCACAGCGCGCGCCUGCGAAGAGAAGCGCAACGUCAAACUGGAGUUAAUAUGCAAAGGGAUUAAGGACUGUAUGCAAAACAAGAAGACAACACUGCUUUUUUUUUAAUUCUUUUCGCUCCUUGGCACAGUUUUACGGUGACAGUACAUACCAGCUGCAAAACCCCUCAAAUGACUCAGCUUAGGUGACUCAGGACUACAUUACUCAGGAAAACAAUUCAAAUGCUUCAUACAGAAAACAUAAUUUCUGAGAAGAAGAGGAAGACACUGGAGAUGACCUCCCAGCAAGGAACAGUAUAGUUUUUGAUUCUGUAAACACAAGGAUACUUUCAGAAGUAAAAGGAUGCAGAAGUCAACUCGAACAUCUCCAGGAAGUGUAAGCACUUCUCGAGGGCCCAGCAUGCCAGGGUCUCCUGCUGCAACUUUAGUGGCAAAGAUGGAUAACCAGGUGUUGGGGUACAAAGAUUUGGCUGCCAUUCCGAAAGACAAAGCUAUUUUGGACAUAGAGCGUCCUGACUUAAUGAUUUAUGAGCCACAUUUUAAUUAUUCUGCACUGGACAAAAUUGAUCUCCCCAGGAGUAGAGAGCGCUCAAUGUCUCCACAUUCCAUAUCUCCUCCACCUUCUCCUGAGAAUUUUGUUGGUAAGGAGCCUCGGGAUUGGAUGGAGCAGAGGUCACCUGGGAGCACUUCUGUGACCUCACUGGUUCAUGGUCGCCCAAGUGUUGUGUCAAAUAAAAGUGGGGUCCAGCACUUUCACAGACCAGAAAAUGGCUCCAACAUAUACAAGAAACCACCCAUCUAUAAACAAAGAGAAUCUUCAGUAUCAGUUCCACACAGCAAACACAUAGAAGAUAUCAUCAUUGAGUCAUCAAAAUUUCCUGCAGCCCAGCCACCUGACCCCAACCAGCCCUCCAAGAUUGAAACAGACUACUGGCCUUGCCCUCCCUCUCUUGCUGUCAUGGAAAGUGAAUGGAAGAAACGCACAUCAUCUCAGAGAACCGGCAAAGAAGAGGAUGAUGAGUAUGAUGACAGUGAUCUCACAGAAGAGAUGAAACAACUCCGGCAUUUACAGAGAAAGGAACUUAACAAGAUCCAAUCUAACCUUGGAAAAUUAAUACUAAAGGAAGAAAUUGAGAAGUCAUUACCCAUCCGACGAAAAACACGGUCACUUCCUGACCGAACACUUUUGCAUUCAGCUUCAUCUUCAAGCACUACCAAAUCUACCUCUCUCCCAGCCUAUGGCAGAAGCAGCCUCAACAGGCUACAGUCUGCUGAAUUCUCAUCUCCUGAAUCUGAGAAAGUCAGUCCAGUUCUUCAGAAUGGAGAGGCACAGAGAGCAAGAAUGGACAGAGGGAAUUCCUUGCCAAGUAUGCUGGAACAAAAGGUUUAUCCUUAUGAAAUGUUAAUUGUAAACAACAGAGGGCGCAGCAGACUUCCUCCAGGAGUGGACAGAACCAGACUUGAGCGCCAUCUGUCUCCCGAGGAAUUUCAACAGUUGUUUGGAAUGAAAAUUAAUGAGUUUGACAGGCUAUCACUCUGGAAAAGAAAUGAACUAAAGAAAAAAGUUUCUCUCUUUUAACUUGAGAAAAAAUAUAUAUUAUAACCAUCACCUUCACAUGAAAACAUGCAAAACAAAACCUUAAUAGGACAGAAAAUCUUUUGCUGAUUUAAAGUCUUAUGACAUAAUUAAUCAUUUAUUCUUAUUGGUAUUUAUUUAGUAAAAGUAAUGAUGCUUUUAAAAUAACAUUCAAGACCUUAUAGAAUAAAGUCACAAGGUGUGGAAUGCUCCCGAGUGAUCUGUCACCUCUACACAUCCAAUAUCUGAAUGUCUGCUAUUCAAAACUACACACAUACAAUAGAAGAAUGUAAUUUUUACUUUACAUUUAACAGAUUCUUCUCAAACAUUUCAUCUUGAAAGAAAAAUAAGUUAUUUGCAUAUAACAAACAAACAGAAAGAAAAACAAAACUGCUCUAAUGCAUCGGACACACUUUCUUCCUUUCCACAGUCCCAUGCUUCUUAAAUUAACAGGGUGUUGUACCUUUUUUAAUUGAUUAUACGUUUCUACAGGAUAUCUUUGAUAUCAUGAACAAGAGAAAUUAAUUUCUUUGAACUAUUGUCCAUAUUAUUAGUUUGGAAUUGGAAUAAAAAAACAUAGAGAUUAGAACCAAUAUUACCUUCCAUUUAAAUUAUUUUUUCUUAAUCUUUAUUUAACUAAUAUGAAUUUUGUUUUUGUUUUCUUCUGUAGUGCAUAGUGCUAUAUAUUGAUGAAAUAUUUGAUUGUGUUGUAAUUUUAAGAGAAACUGCUGUUUUGUUUUAAUUUCAUCAUAAAAGAUACUUCUCUAUGCA